GAACGACCCGAGGUGGUGACCGAGGUAGAGAGGUGCGCCUCGGCCAUGCCAGCUAUCGCGGCCUGAGGCUCUCUACCUGCCGCAAUCAUGAAGGACAGCGGUGACUCCAAGGACCAGCAACUCAUGGUGGCACUUAGGGUCCGGCCCAUCAGUGUGGCUGAGCUGGAGGAAGGAGCCACCCUCAUCGCUCACAAGGUGGACGAGCAGAUGGUGGUUCUCAUGGACCCCAUGGAGGACCCUGAUGACAUCCUGCGGGCACACAGGUCCCGGGAGAAGUCAUACCUGUUUGACGUGGCCUUUGACUUCACUGCCACCCAGGAGAUGGUGUAUCAGGCCACCACCAAGAGCCUCAUCGAGGGUGUCAUCUCAGGGUACAAUGCCACUGUGUUUGCCUAUGGCCCUACAGGCUGCGGGAAGACAUACACCAUGCUGGGCACGGACCAUGAGCCAGGAAUCUACGUUCAGACACUCAAUGACCUGUUCCGAGCCAUCGAGGAGACCAGCAAUGACAUGGAAUAUGAGGUGUCCAUGUCCUACCUGGAGAUCUACAAUGAGAUGAUCCGAGACCUACUGAACCCAGCCCUGGGGUACCUGGAGCUGAGGGAGGACUCCAAAGGGGUGAUCCAGGUGGCCGGAAUCACCGAAGUGUCUACCAUCAAUGCCGAGGAGAUCAUGCAGCUGCUGAUGAAGGGGAAUCGGCAGAGGACACAGGAGCCCACAGCAGCCAAUCGGACGUCCUCCCGCUCCCACGCGGUGCUCCAGGUGGCUGUGCGCCAGCGCAGCCGGGUCAAGAACAUCCUACAGGAGGUGCGGCAGGGCCGCCUGUUCAUGAUUGACCUGGCUGGCUCAGAGCGUGCCUCUCAGACACAGAACCGAGGCCAGCGCAUGAAGGAGGGGGCCCACAUCAACCGCUCUCUGCUGGCCCUGGGCAACUGCAUCAAUGCACUGAGUGACAAGAGCGGCAAUAAGUACAUCAACUAUCGGGACAGCAAACUCACCCGGCUACUGAAGGACUCAUUAGGGGGGAACAGCCGCACUGUGAUGAUCGCCCACAUCAGUCCUGCGAGCACUGCCUUUGAGGAGUCCCGGAAUACCCUGACCUACGCGGGCAGAGCCAAGAACAUUAGGACUCGGGUGAAACAGAACCUGCUCAAUGUCUCCUACCACAUCGCUCAGUACACCAGCAUCAUCGCUGACCUGAGAGGAGAGAUCCAGAGACUCAAGUGCAAGAUCGACCAACAGGCGGGGCGGGGCCAGGCCCGGGGCAAACUGGACCGGGGCGACAUCCGUCAUAUCCAAGCUGAGGUACAGCUACACAGCGGGCAGGAAGGGCAGGUAGAGAUGGGACAGCUGCGGGAGCAGCUCAUCAGCGCCUUUCAUGAGCAAAUGGAUGUUCGGCGGCGCCUGCUGGAACUGGAGAACCAGGCCAUGGAAGUCCAGAUUGACACCUCCCGACACCUACUCACCAUCGCCGGCUGGGAGCACGAGAAGUCACGCCGGGCUCUCAAAUGGCGGGAGGAGCGAAGGAAGGAGUCCUACACCAAAGACGACAGCGAGAAGGACUCAGACACAGGAGAUGAGCCAGAUAACCUGGAGCCAGCGGAGGUGGCCUCAGCCCGGGAAAACAUCGCCGCCCUGGUGGGCGAACAGAAGAAGCUGCGCAAGCAGAAGCUGGCGCUGGAGCAGCGCUGCCGGGAGCUGCGCACACGAGGCCGGCGCCUGGAAGAGACGCUGCCGCGGCGCAUCGGCUCCGAGGAGCAGCGCGAGGUGCUCAGCCUGCUGUGCCGAGUGCACGAGCUGGAGGUGGAAAACACCGAGAUGCAGUCGCACGCUCUGCUCCGCGACAGCGCCCUACGCCACCGCCGUGAGGCCGUGCGCCGCCUGGAGCAGCACCGCAGCCUCUGUGAAGAGAUCAUCCAGGGACAGCGGCAGAUCAUCGACGACUGCAAUCUGGAGGUCCCCCGGCACCUGGAGGAACUCUAUGAAGUCUACCUUCGGGAACUGGAGGAGGGCAGCCUGGAGCGGGCCACUAUCAUGGACCGCGUGGCCUCCAGGGCCCUGCAGGACAGCUCCUUGCCCAAGAUCACUCCAGCAGGGACCACACUGACCCCGGACUCUGACCUGGAGAGUGUGAAGACACUGAGUUCCGAGGCCCAGCACCCCCAAAACAACACCCUACCCCCCCUGGGCACAGACAGUGAGUCCUACCAUGUGUUCAAGGCCAGUCCCCGGGCCUGGCAGGUGAAGAUUUCCUCCGUGCCCACUCCUCCCCCAAUCCAGGUGGGCAGCCUAGUGACCCAGGAGGCCCCACCACAGGACAGCCUGGGCAGCCAGAUCAACUCUUCCCCAGACAGCAGCGAGAACCUGUCGGAAAUCGCUCUGUCCCAUAAAGAGAGGAAAGAGAUCCUGACUCGGACCAAGUGUAUCUCAGUGAAGGCAGCCCAGCGGCGCUCUAGGGCCCUGGAAACGGAAGGGCGCCACCUGCUGGCACCUGCCACAGAGCGCAGCAGCCUGUCCUUGCACUCGUUGAGCGAGGCUGACGACGCUCGUCCACCAGGCCCACUGGCCUGCAAACGGCCGCCCAGCCCCACACUGCAGCAUGCUAUCAGCGAGGACAAUCUAUCCAGCAGCACGGGCGAGGGCCCCACCCGGGCGGUAGGACCUCAAAGUGAUGGCUCUGGGCCUUGGGUUCGUGGUCAGAAGAAAAGCCUCGACAAGAAGAGGGAGGAGUCACUGGAGGCAAAAAGGAGGAAGCGGCGGUCUCGGUCCUUCGAGGUCACAGGACAAGGGCUGUCUCGUCCCAAGACAAACCUGCUGGGGCCCCGUCCCUCAGAGGGCACUUCGGACCGCAGGAUGCCAGUGUUCGGUAGGCCAUCCCCUGGUGUCAGACAUCUGGGAAAGGUCUCGCUGCCUCUGGCCAAGGUCAAAUUUCCUCCAAGCCAGAAUACAGGCUCUGGAAACCCCUCACCCCUUCCUGUCCCCGCCAACCCAUCUGGUGUUUCCCGUAGAACUGCGCGUGGGCCCAGCCUGCCCCAUGGCUCAACCGCCUUUGGCAAAGAUGGACGCCUCCGGCAUAAUUGA
Acomys russatus (golden spiny mouse) is the source of this 3081-nucleotide messenger RNA. RefSeq names its product kinesin family member 19 (gene Kif19). Gene Ontology annotation, molecular function: ATP binding; microtubule binding; microtubule motor activity. Gene Ontology annotation, biological process: microtubule-based movement. The transcript is spliced from 20 exons. The coding region runs from base 88 to 3081 and encodes 997 amino acids. The record is from RefSeq and is a predicted model, not a curated record. Lineage: Eukaryota; Metazoa; Chordata; Mammalia; Rodentia; Muridae.